UGACAGAAUUGACAGCUUGAUUUUCGCUUUCAAUAAUCGUACCGCAAUUAACAUAACCUCUUCUGUUGCUUCCGAUUAUUCUUAUUCCGAUUAAUAAAUACUGUUGACAUAGAACUGUGUAAUUAUGCUAAAGAAAGCCGUAGCUUUAGUUACUGGAGGUGCCUCCGGCCUAGGCAGAGCAACGGUUAACAGAUUAGUGCGUUCGGGCACGAAAGUAGUUGUAUGUGAUUUACCAACAUCGGCCGGACAUAGCAUAGCCGAAAACUUAGGUGGUGACAACGUUGUCUUUGUACCAACCGACGUAACUUCAGAAGAAGAUGUCACAGCAGCACUUGAAACGACAAAAUCGAAGUUCGGCCGGCUAGACGUGUGUGUUAAUUGCGCCGGCACUGCAAUUGCAUUUGAAACCUACAAUUUCAAUAAAAACCGUCCACAUCAGGUUAAAGAUUUUGCUGACACAAUAAGAGUGAACGCCAUUGGAACAUUUAAUGUUAUACGUUUAUCGGCUGGACUAAUAGCUGAAAACAAACCGAAUAGUGAUGGACAGCGCGGAGUCAUUAUUACAACAUCGGCAUAUUCAGCCUACGACGGACAAAGAGGACAGGCAGCAUACUCAGCUGCAAAUGCAGCAAUUGUUGGUAUGACAUUGCCGAUAGCUAGAGAAUUCAGUUCGCACGGUAUUCGGGUCGUUGGGAUUGCUCCAGGCCUGAUGGAUACACUAAUGUGUGUUAGUAAUAUGUCAGAGGAUUUCAAAGACUUCCUGACUGAAACGGUGGUAUUUCCACACCGGCUCGGACACCCUAGUGAAUACGCUCAAUUAGUUGAAACAAUAGUGGAGAAUCCAUUAUUGAACGGUAUCACGAUUCGACUCGAUGGUGGAUUUAGAGGAUACGAUGGUUAACAUAGAAUUUUGUAUGCAAAUUCUUUCAGUUGAGCUUUCAACUGGUGAAGUACCACAUUUCGAAGUGUACGAAAGAAUUUUGGUAACGUCGAUGUAUCUCAAAAAGUACAAAGUUGAUGUUUGAUAGUAAUUGUAGGCCGAAAAAUAACAGUGAAUAUAUGACUACGCAACGUGAUGCUUACAAAGUA
Bradysia coprophila is the source of this 1089-nucleotide messenger RNA. Its product is annotated as 3-hydroxyacyl-CoA dehydrogenase type-2-like. NCBI's taxonomy places the organism in Eukaryota, Metazoa, Arthropoda, Insecta, Diptera, Sciaridae. Gene Ontology annotation, molecular function: estradiol 17-beta-dehydrogenase [NAD(P)+] activity. Gene Ontology annotation, biological process: estrogen metabolic process; fatty acid metabolic process; androgen metabolic process. The record is from RefSeq and is a predicted model, not a curated record. Gene Ontology annotation, cellular component: mitochondrion.